AUGGUGAUACUCCGCCGCACGAGGAGCGAGUCACAGUUGGCUUUCAGCGUAACUGAUGAUGUCGAAGAUUAUCCCCAGAAGGGUCUCGUUGCGCGCCGAUAUAUGGGGACGGUGGCGGAUCAGCGGGAUAUGAGUGCACUGGGCCGAGUACAGGUGCUACGGAGAAACUUCCGAUUUAUUUCAAUUGUCGGAUUUGGUUGCACGCUGAUUUGUACUUGGGAGGUUAUCUUAACAUUAUUGUCCGCCGGAUUAACUGAUGGCGGCACCGCAGGUCUGAUCUGGGGCUUUAUUGGUGUGUCGUUGGGCUUUACGCUCGUGUAUGCCAGUAUCGCUGAGAUGGCAUCGAUGGCUCCAACUGCUGGCGGACAGUACCAUUGGGUAUCAGAGUUUGCGCCUCGGAGAGGACAGAAGUUUCUGAGCUACAUCACAGGUUGGCUCUCUGCAAUGGGUUGGCAAUGCGCCAUCGUCUCCAUCGCUUAUCUAGCUGGCACCAUCAUCCAGGGCCUAGUGGUUCUCAAUCAACCAGACUACAACUUCCAACGAUGGCAUGGCACUAUGUUGGUAAUCGCCAUCUCCACAUUCUCGAUUCUGUUCAACACGUUUCUCGCCAAGAACCUGCCCUUUGUGGAAGGAUUGAUCUUGAUCAUCCAUGUCAUCGGCCUCUUUUCGAUUGUCAUCCCGCUGUGGGUGCUGGCGCCGCGUAACAAUGUCCGUGAUGUCUUCACGCAUUUCAACAAUGGUGGCGGCUGGGAUAGUUCCGGGACGGCAACCUUGGUUGGUUUGUCGACGACGAUUACUUCCAUGCUAGGCUACGACUGCUCUGUCCACAUGUCUGAGGAAAUCAAAGAUGCAUCAGAAACACUGCCCAAAGCGAUGAUGUCCUCUGUGGCAGUCAAUGGGGUCUUGGGGUUCAUCAUGUUAGUGACGUUAUGCUUCACCCUGGGAGACGUCGAAACAGUACUGGAGAGUUCCACGGGGUUCCCGUUUAUCCAAAUAUUCUACAACACGACCGGCAGCAUCGCCGCGACCAACGCGAUGACCGCCGUGCUGGUAGUCACCCUAACCGCCAGUACAAUCACAGAAGUCGCGACCGCAUCCCGGCAGCUAUGGUCAUUUGCGCGAGACGAAGGCCUUCCAUUCUCAUCGUUCUUUGCAUACGUUACACCAGGCUGGAACAUUCCGCUCAACUCCGUGAUGGUCUCGCUCUUUGUAACCAUCCUGCUCUCCAUGAUCAACAUCGGCAGCACCGUCGCUCUCAACGCCGUGAUCUCGCUGACAAUCACAUCCCUGAUGUCCGCGUACAUUGUGUCCAUCGGCUGCGUGCUGCUGAAGCGCCUGCGCGGCGAGCCCCUACCCCACCAUCGCUGGACGCUGGGCCGGUAUGGCAUGGCAGUCAACAUCGGUGCGCUGGCCUUCCUGCUGCCAGUGUUUAUCUUCGCCUUCUUCCCGCUGUCGACGCCUGUGACUCGCGAGACGAUGAACUGGAGCGUAGUCAUGUACGCUGGCGUCAUCGGAUCGGCGUCGGUAUAUUAUUGGGUCCGCGGGCGGCAUCAUUUCAUUCCGCCCGUGGCUCUGGUGAAGCGGGAGGAGGCUGGGUUCUAG
Penicillium canariense is the source of this 1602-nucleotide messenger RNA. RefSeq names its product putative GABA permease. Gene Ontology annotation, cellular component: membrane. The record is from RefSeq and is a predicted model, not a curated record. Bases 1 to 1602 code for a protein of 533 amino acids. NCBI's taxonomy places the organism in Eukaryota, Fungi, Ascomycota, Eurotiomycetes, Eurotiales, Aspergillaceae. Gene Ontology annotation, molecular function: transmembrane transporter activity. Gene Ontology annotation, biological process: transmembrane transport. The transcript has 7 exons.